Messenger RNA from Diabrotica virgifera virgifera (western corn rootworm), 609 nucleotides. RefSeq lists its product as uncharacterized. Bases 107 to 553 code for a protein of 148 amino acids. Lineage: Eukaryota; Metazoa; Arthropoda; Insecta; Coleoptera; Chrysomelidae. The transcript is spliced from 2 exons. The record is from RefSeq and is a predicted model, not a curated record. Gene Ontology annotation, molecular function: protein dimerization activity.
GUCCAUUUUCUUGCCUUAUUUGGAUUCUUUGGUUCAAUCGUUGAAAGAUAGGUUUUCAGAUAGAAACAAACCAUCAUUUGAAAUUUUCAAUCUGCACCCUAAAAUCAUGAAAGAUCUUUCUAAGGAAGAUUUUGAAAAGUCUAUUAACAAUAUAAACAGCACGUAUUGUGAAUUGUUAGACAACUUUAAGGAGCAAUCAAUUCUGUGGUUCGACCUUUGGAAAAACACGGAGAUAGAUGCCAAAGCCUUGGAAAAACUGAACUUAAUAGAGGUUCUUGAGCAUGAGCAUGCCUGCUUUUUGCCGUCAGUAGCAAAAGCCAUCCAAAUAGCUCUUUGUCUGCCACCAACAACUUGCACCAUCGAGCGAUCAUUCAGCACUCUCAAACGUGUGAAGACCUGGAUAAGGAAUACGAUGUCGAACAAUCGUCUAAGUGGGCUAUGCCUGUUAUCUGUACACAGAAGAAAAAUAAAAGAAAAUAUAGAAAACUUCAUGCAGAAAGUAAUUGAUUUAUUUGCGAUGGACACCAGAAGAAUUCAAUUAUUAUUUAAGUAACAUUUUACUGACACUAACCGUGUUGCGUUUUAAACAGCAAAACAAUUUUUCUUGUA